AUGAGUCGCAGCCCGCCUCGGCGACACGGCUCCCCGGGCACUGGCGCCAGGAGGAAUGACAGCCAGGACUACCUGCUGAUGGACUCGGAGGCGGCCGAGGAGAACUGCAUGGCAUCCUACGCGUACUACCCCGGUAGAGGAGUGGAGAACAGGCAUGCCCUCCGACAGCAGACGGUUGUUCGAGAGAAGGGCCGGAGGCUUGCAAAUCGAGGUCCAGCAUAUAUGUUUAAUGACCACUCAACCAGCCUUUCCUUUGAAGAGGAACGUUUUUUGGAAGCAGCGGAGUAUGGCAAUAUUCCCGUUAUCCGUAAAAUGCUGGAGGAGUGUCCCUCACUCAAUGUGAACUGUGUGGACUACAUGGGGCAGAAUGCACUGCAGCUGGCUGUAGCGAACGAGCACCUGGAAAUCACGGAAAUUUUGCUGAGGAAGGAGAACCUGUCUCGUGUCGGGGAUGCUCUGCUCCUAGCCAUUAGCAAAGGUUAUGUCCGGAUAGUGGAGGCCAUCUUGAGUCACCCUGCAUUUGCCGAAGGCAAGAGGCUGGCCACAAGUCCCAGCCAAUCAGAGCUACAGCAUGACGACUUCUACGCCUAUGAUGAGGAUGGAACUCGCUUCUCUCAUGAUGUGACGCCAAUCAUCCUGGCCGCUCACUGCCACGAGUACGAAAUUGUGCACACCCUGCUGCGAAAGGGAGCGCGUAUCGAGCGGCCUCAUGACUACUUCUGCAAAUGCAGUGAAUGCAAUAAGAAGCAAAAGCAUGACUCUUUCAGCCAUUCCAGGUCCAGGAUCAAUGCCUACAAAGGCCUGGCCAGCCCAGCCUACUUGUCUUUGUCUAGUGAGGACCCGGUAAUGACUGCCUUAGAACUGAGCAAUGAGCUGGCUGUGCUUGCUAACAUUGAAAAAGAAUUCAAGAAUGAUUACAAAAAACUGUCAAUGCAGUGCAAAGACUUUGUGGUUGGACUUCUCGAUUUGUGCAGAAACACAGAAGAAGUGGAAGCUAUUCUGAACGGAGACGUUGAGCUGAACCAUGGAGAGCACGGACGUCCAAGCCUCAGCCGCUUAAAGCUCGCCAUAAAGUAUGAAGUCAAAAAAUUUGUAGCACAUCCCAACUGCCAGCAACAGCUCCUCUCUAUCUGGUAUGAGAAUCUGUCAGGUUUAAGGCAGCAGACCAUGGCGGUGAAGUUUCUGGUGGUUCUUGCCGUUGCUGUUGGGUUGCCAUUCCUGGCGGUGGCCUACUGGAUUGCUCCAUGCAGUAAGUUGGGUAAAAUACUGCGUGGACCCUUUAUGAAAUUCGUGGCACAUGCUGCUUCUUUCACCAUUUUUCUUGGGCUUCUGGUUAUGAAUGCAGCAGACAGAUUUGAUGGCACCAAGCUGAAGCCUAAUGAAACCAAAACAGAUGGUGCGAAACAGCUGUUCAGGAUGAAAACAUCGUGCUUCUCCUGGAUGGAGUUGCUUAUUAUCUCAUGGGUAAUAGGUAUGAUAUGGUCUGAAUGCAAAGAAAUUUGGUCUCAAGGUCCCAAGGAAUACCUGUUCGAGUUGUGGAAUAUGCUAGAUUUUGGUAUGUUAGCUAUUUUUGCAGCUUCGUUCAUUGCAAGGUUUAUGGCAUUUUGGCACGCUUCCAGAGCCCAAAACAUAGUGGAUGCCACAGUGAAUAUGGACAUGUCUCCUGAGACACUGGAUCCCAGCAUAAAGUACUACACUUUGGCAAGAAUAGACUGGGAUCCAUCUGACCCCCAAAUUAUAUCCGAAGGCUUGUAUGCAAUUGCUGUGGUUCUAAGUUUCUCAAGGAUCGCCUACAUCCUGCCAGCCAAUGAAAGCUUUGGACCACUACAAAUAUCACUUGGCAGAACUGUGAAAGACAUAUUCAAGUUCAUGGUCAUAUUUAUCAUGGUUUUUGUGGCCUUCAUGAUUGGGAUGUUUAAUCUCUACUCCUACUACCUGGGAGCAAAACAGAAUGAAGCAUUCACUACAGUGGAAGAAAGCUUCAAGACUUUGUUCUGGGCAAUAUUUGGACUCUCAGAAGUAAAAUCCGUUGUCAUAAAUUAUAAGCACAAAUUCAUUGAAAACAUUGGCUAUGUCCUCUACGGCGUUUAUAAUGUCACCAUGGUUAUUGUUCUGUUGAACAUGCUUAUUGCAAUGAUCAAUAGUUCUUUCCAAGAGAUUGAGGAUGAUGCUGAUGUGGAAUGGAAGUUUGCAAGAGCAAGACUGUGGUUCUCCUAUUUUGAGGAGGGCAGAACACUUCCAGUACCUUUCAAUCUAGUGCCUAGCCCCAAAUCCCUACUUUACCUCUCACUCAGAAUAAAAAAGUGGAUCUCUAAAGUGUUGCUUUGCCAUAAGAAAGGUUUUCAGGAAGAUGCAGAGAUGAAUCAGAUAAGUCAAAGAAAACAAUCAAGUAUCAGAAGCAGAGAUGACUUCAACUUAAACAGCUUAAGCAAUCCACAAAGGAAAUAUCAGAAAAUUAUGAAACGUCUUAUUAAACGAUAUGUAUUGAAAGCUCAAGUGGACAAGGAGAGUGAUGAAGUCAAUGAAGGUGAGCUGAAAGAAAUUAAACAGGACAUCUCAAGUCUCCGCUAUGAGCUCCUUGAAGAAAAAUCACAGAACACAGAAGACCUGGCAGAACUCAUCAGGAAACUUGGAGAGAAGCUGUGUAUUGAGCCAAAACAGGAACAAAGUAACAGAUAACAUGAACUUCUUUCUGAAAAGAAAAGAACUCUUUUAAGCUGGCAGUACAAGGAAAGCCAUAUCCAUCUUAUCUUUCUUCUUCUCCAAACAUAAUUGACACUUUUACAGUGGAUACAGAAGGAGACACAUCUUGAACUGAUCUUUUUUUGAUUUGCAAUUGGGGAAACCAGCAUCUGAACAGAGUUAUUGAAUCCUGUCCACUGAGGAACACUUCGAGCAUUUUUAAUAAUCUUAAAA
Molecule: messenger RNA, 2916 nt
Organism: Varanus komodoensis (Komodo dragon)
Lineage: Eukaryota; Metazoa; Chordata; Lepidosauria; Squamata; Varanidae
Gene: TRPC6
Product: transient receptor potential cation channel subfamily C member 6
Exons: 12
Coding region: 1-2679 (892 amino acids)
Biological process (GO): manganese ion transport; regulation of cytosolic calcium ion concentration; calcium ion transmembrane transport
Cellular component (GO): membrane; cation channel complex
Molecular function (GO): protein binding; store-operated calcium channel activity; inositol 1,4,5 trisphosphate binding
Source: RefSeq, a predicted model, not a curated record